Exophiala spinifera is the source of this 243-nucleotide messenger RNA. RefSeq lists its product as uncharacterized. The transcript has 2 exons. The record is from RefSeq and is a predicted model, not a curated record. Bases 1 to 243 code for a protein of 80 amino acids. Lineage: Eukaryota; Fungi; Ascomycota; Eurotiomycetes; Chaetothyriales; Herpotrichiellaceae.
AUGCCUGGUAAAACUCAAGCAUCGAGCGGCAUGCUCGAUGCCUACCUUUAUCAUACGAGAUCCUUCACCGACCGCCUAGCUCAGCAGGGUCGUGCCUUACGCUUCGCAGCAUCAUCAGAGAAUGACGCUGCCAUUCUUGAUAGGGCGGAGACAGAUAUGACUGCAAUGACAGACCCAGCGUUGCUGCAACGGGCCCGAGAAGAUCAGCAAGGCCUCAUGGAAGGGUCUCGAUCCUACAGUUAG